This is a messenger RNA of Linum trigynum, 1377 nucleotides long. The record is from the annotation of a GenBank genome assembly. Lineage: Eukaryota; Viridiplantae; Streptophyta; Magnoliopsida; Malpighiales; Linaceae.
AUGCCACCACUCAAGAAGAAGAAGGCCGCUGCUGACAAGGGUGUACCUAUCGCUGAGUUUUAUCGGGCGACCAGAUCAGGGAGGGUGCGUCCGGAACCUGGUCGAUCCACUGAAUCUGUAAGCGGGGGGAAUGGACAUCGAACUGGAGCCACAGUGAACGAGGACAGUCAACGCACCGACACUGUGCAUCCAGAGGAACCCAGUGGCAAUGACGAUUCGGAGGAAGAAGCAUCCAAUCAUGACAACGGAGAAGGUAGUAAUCCAACUGGAUUAGAACCACCCCUUGCGACAAAAAAGAGGGGACUGUCCAAAGGGUAUGAGAUAAUGAAGAGAACCGGAACUGGAGGAAAGAUAGAUGGAAUUUACGUAAUGGAAAAUGGGCAGUCAUUUGUAGGGCCCAAUGAGAGCUUGCUGAAGACAGAGUUGGGCGUCGUAACACGUCUGAUGGCCCCGAUAAGGAAGUACUACUGGUCCAAGUUGACUGAAGCAGACAAGCACCCGUUAUUCAAGAAGCUAGAGGAUGAACUUGACAUAGACACAGCAGGUGAAGAUGCAAGGAAGAUUAUGGAGAAGAGAAUGAAGAAGAGGUUCAUCAAUUACAAGUAUGCGAUGCAUGCUCACUACUUGAAAGACCCUGAGAAAGCCAGGACAGACCCUCCUGUUGACAUGAAUAUAGAGGACUGGAAUAUGUUGUGUGAUCACUUUGAGAGUGAAAAGUUUCGAAAGCGAAGUGAAAUUAAUAAAGUCAACAAGAGUAAGCAAGUGUAUGCACACACUUCUGGUGCAAAAUCUCUUGAUCAAAGAAUAUAUGAAUUGGAGAAGAAGAAGAAGAAGCAGAAGCAGCAGGAGCAGCCUACUGGAGAGGAGCAGCCAACAGAAAUGGAGGACGGUGAGACCGUAGAGGAGGAGCCACUAGAUAUGCUUCUCUAUGCAAAGAGGUAUCAGAAGGCUGAUGGUAGUUGGGUAUCGGAGGAACCUAUGAAAAACUAUCUGGAGAUGCAGUCCCUUUGGAUAGAAGCAAAGGCAGAGGGGAAGCCUUUAUCAGGCCGCGAGAUUGUUCAGACAGUCCUGAAGAAGAAGCUGAAGUAUGGACCCAAGGAGAACCCAAGAUCAGCAAAGGAGCAACAACUCCAAGCGGAAUUGGAGGCAGCAAGAGCUGAAGCAGAGAGAAAGGCUAAGGAGUUUGAGGAGAAGAUACAAAGUCAAGAAGAGCAGCUAAAAAGCCAGGCCGAGAAGAUACAACUCCAGGAAGAAAAGUUACAGAUCCAGGAGGAGAGGUUUGAGACUCAAGAAGAGGUGAUGAACCAAAUGAAAGCUGCCCAGGAAAAGUUACAGCAUCAAGUGCUAGUGAUUGCUCGCCAACUACCCCGCAAAUGA